Messenger RNA from Gambusia affinis (western mosquitofish), 5301 nucleotides. RefSeq names its product protein kinase N1a (gene pkn1a). The transcript is spliced from 23 exons. Bases 873 to 3710 code for a protein of 945 amino acids. The record is from RefSeq and is a predicted model, not a curated record. Gene Ontology annotation, biological process: signal transduction; protein phosphorylation. Gene Ontology annotation, molecular function: protein serine/threonine kinase activity; small GTPase binding; ATP binding. NCBI's taxonomy places the organism in Eukaryota, Metazoa, Chordata, Actinopteri, Cyprinodontiformes, Poeciliidae.
UUGGACCAAUCAGUCUACGGUUCAGUCUACUGUCGGGCGCGCGCGCGAGUGUGUUAGCUCUGUGUUUGUACUGCAGCCCUCUUCACACACAGUCGCUCACAGGCUGCUGUAAGGUUGGAAAGCGUUGUGCCUCACAGUCCGGGUCUUCCUGCUCCAAAACAAAGAAAAGCGCCCUCCGUGCUGCCCGACUUUAACCGGAUCCCGUGUGACAUUUGACGGACACUCUUGCUUCUUAUUUCCCCUCAUUUUGCUUGAGCGAUCGGCUUGUGAAGGGGCUGACAGGCGGCUUCUUUCCCCUUUUCCCUCUUCUUCUUUGGAGGCAUGUGAUACAUCCAGGACACUGAGGCGGGUUUCACGGAUGUUACAGGGAGAACAGGAGGAGGAAGGAGGCUUUUCUUUCAUUGUGGAUGCGCCUGGCUUUUCUCGGGGCACUAGCUAGCUGUUGCAUGGCAGACACGUUAAAAACAGGAUGGACAUUGAGUCUGGAGCUGAAAGGCUUUAUUUUAACGUUGUGACGUGAAUUAUUUUUAACCCCGCACUGACAGUUGCUUUUGGGUUUUUUGUUGCUCUUUUUUGUGAGGUGGUGGCUAAACGCUGGUCAAACACCCCGGGAAGGAGCAGCUCAGGCGCGGCCAGGCGAGCCAACAAUGCGGAUUACCUCCUGACUGUUUGCCUUUGUGUGCUCACACUGCAGAAAGUUUCAGAUAAAAAAAACUCGCGGGACGAACAGCCACUACAUCCUCUGCCACUCAGUUCAUUGUCUCGGAAAGUAGACACCGUGUCACACCGUGGGGGGCUGUAAUCCUCACACGUGAGCGGGAUCUCUGUGAAGCCGCGUGGAGACUAGAAAAGACCCAACAGGGACAGCAACCAUGGCGAACGACUCUGUCCAAAGUGACCCAGGCGGGCUGUCUGUUCUGGAGCAGCUCGGUUUGGACCAGAACUCCGACUUCUCCGACUCGAGCGUUCAGCAGCUCUUGGACGAGCAGCGGGAGAGGAUCCGCAGGGAGAUCCGGAAGGAGCUGAAGAUCAAGGAGGGUGCGGAGAACUUGCGCCGCGCCACGACUGACAAGAGGAACGCACAUCAGGUGGACAGUCAGCUGCGCUCUUCGAACCGAAAGCUGGACAAUCUGCAUGCUCAGCUGCAGGAGCUGGAUGCUCACAUCGUGGUGAAAGGAGGAGAGGAGAGCAAAGAUGAAUGUCCCGGGUCUCCGGGGGCGGAGAGUUGCACGUCAGCCCACAAGGAGCGCAUCGCCGCCCUGGAAAGGCAGCUCAACAUCGAGCUCAAAGUCAAACAGGGGGUGGAGAAUAUGAUCCCCAUCUACGCCAACGGAUCAACAAAGGAUAAGAAAAUGUUGCAGACGGCCCAGCAGAUGCUGCAGGACAGCAAGACCAAAAUCGACAUCAUCCGGAUGCAAAUACGGAAAGCCGUGCAGGCCACUGAGCACACCGAGGACACACCGAGUAACCACGACCUCUGUGGGGUGGAGCUGCGCAUCGAAGAGCUGAGACAUCACUACAGGGUGGAGCACGCUGUCGCCGAGGGGGCCAAAAAUGUCCUGCGUCUCCUCGGGGCCAGCAAGGUUCAGGACAAGAAGGCGCUGUCUGAGGCUCAGUCCCGUCUCAGUGAAGCAUCUCAGCGGCUGGACCUCCUCAGGGACUCCUUGGACCAGCGCUUGGCAGAACUGCCAGAGGACCAUCCAAAGGCCAGCAUCAUCAAGGAGGAGCUGGUUCUGGCCUCCUCACCAGCCUUCAGCUCCCGCCACGGCGCCCCCUAUCUGCAGAACCAAUAUAGCACCCUGAACAAGCCCUCUCCUCUCACUGGCACCCUGCAGGUGCAGCUGCUGGGCUGCGUCGGAUUGUUGGAGGUUGUCCCAGGUCGCAGUAAAGGGACAUCUGUCACGCUGCCCUGCUACAGCCCUGGAGACACAAAGUCCUUCAUGAGAGGCAGCAAGGGACUGUACGGACGCAGCGGCUCUGUCAGCGGGAAGACGCCCAGCAAGACGGAGGAACUGUCCUCUGAGGUGAGCGCGGUGCUGAAGUUGGACAACACUGUGGUCGGACAGACGGCCUGGAGGACUGUAGGAGAGCAGGCCUGGGAUCAGACCUUCACUGUAGAGCUGGAAAGGUCAAGAGAGUUGGAGAUCGCAGUUUACUGGAAGGAUUAUCGCUCACUUUGUGCCCUGAAGUACCUGAAGCUGGAGGAGUUCCUGGACAACCAGAAACACCGAGUCCAGGUGGAGCUGGAGCCUCAGGGCCUGCUGCUGGCCGAGGUGACCUUCUUUAACCCGGUCAUCGAGAGAGUUCCUCGCCUUCAAAGACAAAAGAAAAUCUUUUCAAAGCAGCAAGGCAAGGCGUUCCUCCGGGCGCGUCAGAUGAACGUGGACAUCGGGACCUGGGUGAGGUUGCUGCGAAACGCAAUUCCCACCGUGAACAACUCGGGAACCUACAGUCCCAACGCUCACAGCCUGACUCUGAGCUCUGGGGAGAUCUCAGUGGAGAAAUUGAGUCUGGACAACGACUCUCCGAUAAGAGGAGAUUUCAAGAGAGAAACGGACACUCUCACUCCAGUGAGGCAGGCAGAGAAAGAGGAAAACCAGGAUAUAGGGGAGGAUCACCCGGCAGUCAUCGAGUCCCUCUCUCCCCAAGACCAAAUCCCCGAGUCCCCUGUCCGAACCCCACCUGCUAACAGGCAAAAGAAAGGGCCUCUGUCCAUUCAGGACUUCAAGCUCAUAGCUGUGCUGGGAAGGGGACACUUUGGGAAGGUGCUGCUGUCAGAGUACAGGAAGACGGGCACAAUGUACGCCAUCAAAGCCCUGAAGAAAGGAGACAUAAUCGCUCGGGAUGAGGUGGAAAGUCUGAUGUGUGAGAAGCGCAUCUUUGAGAUCGUGAACAUGUCUCACCAUCCCUUCCUGGUCAACCUGUUUGCAUGCUUCCAAACGCCGGAGCAUGUUUGCUUCGUCAUGGAGUACACGGCGGGAGGCGACCUGAUGAUGCACAUCCACACCGACGUUUUCACAGAGCCAAGAGCCGUGUUUUACGCUGCCUGUGUGGUUCUUGGACUUCAGUUCCUUCAUGACCAUAAGAUUGUGUACAGAGACCUCAAGCUCGACAACCUGCUGCUAGAUAUGGAUGGUUACGUAAAGAUUGCUGACUUUGGGCUUUGCAAAGAAGGAAUGGGCUAUGGGGACCGCACAAGCACGUUCUGUGGGACCCCGGAGUUUUUGGCCCCGGAGGUCCUGACGGAUACGUCUUACACCAGAGCCGUGGACUGGUGGGGCCUCGGGGUUCUCAUCUAUGAAAUGUUGGUGGGAGAGUCUCCAUUCCCUGGUGAUGAUGAAGAGGAGGUGUUCGACAGCAUUGUGAAUGACGAAGUCCGCUACCCCCGCUUCCUCUCCACUGAGGCCAUUGGCAUCAUGAGACGACUGUUGAGGAGGAACCCAGAGAGAAGGCUGGGAUCAGGAGAGAAGGAUGCAGAGGAGGUGAAGAAGCAGCCGUUUUUCAGAAACGUGGACUGGGAGGCGCUGCUGCAGAGGAAGGUCCCCCCUCCCUUCGUCCCGUCUAUUCGCAGCAAGGAAGACGUCAGCAACUUCGACGAGGAGUUCACCACGGAGCCUCCGGCGCUGACGCCGCCACGCGAGGUGCGCUCCCUCUCCCGCAGAGACCAGGAGGGCUUCAGAGACUUCGAUUACGUCUCGGACCUCUGCUAAUUUACCGAAACCGCGGGCCUCUGAGGAAGGAAUGUUGGGUAUUUUCAAAGGCUUCGUCGAAGAUUCAGCCUCCCGCCGGACGAUACGAGCUCCCGUCUGCUAUUACACUGUGAAUGAACGAAGAGACUGAGAGUUUGGUGUGUCUGCUUUUUAAAGAUUGUGAUCUGACUAAAUCAGAGCUAGGGCAGGUAGUUGUUGGGCUUAGACGCUCCAUCACAACAAAGAAACAAACGUAAAACCCUUCAUCCAGUCGGCGUACACCAGAGGGAAAAUGCUGGCCUACGACUGGUUUGUGUACCGUUGACUGUUUUGGGUUUUCUCUGUGGCCUCUCAAACCAAUGCCUUACAUUUUUACUUCUGUGUGUUUUGUCACCCUUUGUAAACAGAUUAAAAAAGUGUGCAGUGGUAAAAGAAAAACAGAGAGUCUGUGCUCAGAAUUUGGUGAUUUAUGGGGUAUAAAGAAAACCACUGCUGUGGAUUAUUCUGAUGUCCACAAACAUCUUUUUAAAACUGUGCUGCUUUGAUUUUAUGUCUGUAAUUUGCAAAUAAGCUGUAUUUAAUGCUUCAUUUGUGCAUUAUUCAGCAUCCAGCACAUUUUUUUUUAUUACAUAUUUUCAUUGGUAGAUGUAAUUUAAAAGUGUAGCAGAAAAACACUCAGAAGUCAGCAUUUAAGCUAUACUGCACACAGGUUAGCAAAGGAAAACACUAAACUGUAAUGCAUCAUGUUGUUACUUAUAAACUACAUGCUACCAGAGUGUCUUCUACAUCAGGGGUGUCCAAAGUGUGGCUUGGGGGCCAUUUCUGGCCUUUGGAACCAUUUUGUAUGGCCAUGUGAGAAUGCAACAAACCUGAACCUGCACAAUAAUUUAAUUCUUUACAAAUUUACUUUGUCUUUAAUUGAAAAUGUUGGACACAAAGAAUUUUUCUUUUACUAGCCAUAUUUUCUUUUAAUUUUCAUUUUUAUUUCAUCGUAAGAAGCCGUAAACGUCCAGCAACUUUUUACUUUAAAAAAAAACAAAACAAAACAAAGCAAAUGUUUCUCGGCCCAGUAAGCCCAAAAAUUUCGGAAACUAUCCACCAUUUAUUAUGAGAAAAAGUUGCCACUUUGUUUCAUUAAUGUUGAAUUUGUUGAUGAGCAGAUAAGAAAUGUAACUUAUUUUGCGCUUCAAGGCAGAAAAAUGUAAGAUCAACUUUGGAAUUCUGGCUCAUGUUGCAAAUGUUUGGACACCCCUGUUUUACAUAAAAUAAGCCAUUUCUUCCAGGAGCAUUAAAUCUUUAAGCUCAAUGGUUGCACUCUUGUGUUUCCCCAGGAUAAGACUAGUUGAUAUCAAAGUCAAAAGGAUAACAAACCUUUUCUUUGUGCAGCGGAUGUCGCUGCUAUACAUUUCUUCAUAAAUGGUCCCAUGAGAGUACAACAGAGGAAUAUUUGUUGCAUUAACAAUUGAUCCCAUUUUACAAAAGACAUUUAGAGUACAGGAGUAGUCUGUUUUGAAACUGUAUGAUUAUGUGGAUUUUCCUUGCGUACAAUGAAGAAGUACCAUAAAACAUAUGAAAUUACAUCUUUUAUAAAGAAAUCCUGCAGUGAACAAUA